This is a messenger RNA of Cuscuta epithymum, 5130 nucleotides long. Lineage: Eukaryota; Viridiplantae; Streptophyta; Magnoliopsida; Solanales; Convolvulaceae. The record is from the annotation of a GenBank genome assembly.
UGCUACUCUGCGCUAAAUAUACCCUAACCUACCGGUCUUUUUCUUAUCUCAUGCGCCUCUACUGAGUUUGAGUCACGAACUGAUUGGUAUCUAUGCUACCUACGAGAAUUAAACUUUUCUUUUCUUUAAUUUCUUCUUUCGAUUAGAGAUGUUCUGAAUUUGAGAGAGAGUUUUUUUUUUCAUCUCAGGCGGCACCCCACGAGCGAGAGAAGUGGAUUCAGACGUUCAUUACUGAGAUAUUCUGAAUCUGUGAGUAUAUUUUUCAUCUCAGGCGGCAAUCCACGAGAGAAGUUCAUUGCUGAUUCAACAUUUGUUUUCUGAUGCAGUGCAGCUCCAAUUAGUUAGCCACAUCAGCAAACUAACAGUUUGUUAGAAUUUGUUAGUUGUAAUUCUGUUCCAAUUUUCAUAUAAAAGAAUGUAAUAAGCUGUAUUCUGGCAACGAGAAGUUCAAUAUGAUUCUGCUUCAUUUCUUCCUAUCAUUCUCUCUCAUAUUUCACUAAAUCCUCCAUUAAAAUUAGCUUAGCUCGAUCUGGUUUCUCCAUCUUAUUACCAGUUCCACAAGCUAGUAUUGCAGGGUCAAUCUCUACGGAUCCAACCUGCACCAUUGGUAUCAGAGACUAUUUCUCGUAAUCAUUCAAAAUUCUGAUCGCAAUUGUUAGACAUCAGCAAUUUCACUAUCAAUUGCAGUAAUUCCGCUUCAACAAAAUUAGUGACAGAUGGCGCCUACUGUCAGAGAACUAGAUGACCUAAUGAACAAAAAGUUCAUUGAAAAUGAUGAACAACUCAAGAAUCUAAGUGAAAGAAUGGGGAAUCUUGAGCAAAUGAUACAAAAUCUGACGAACUUGAUGCAGAAUAAUCAAGAUACUCGUCGCCAGCAUAUUCUCUACCAAGAACCAUCUUCAACAGCUGGUAACGUGAUCAGGCCUGAAUCUUUUGCUACCAGGUGUACUAAGAUUGAUUUUCCUAAAUUUCAUGGUGAAAAUGUAAAAGAGUGGUUAUACAAGUGUGAACAGUUUUUCACCAUUGAUAAAACUCCAGCAUAUGCUAAAGUUUUUAUAGCAUCCAUGCAUUUAGAUGGUAAGGCAUUGCAAUGGCAUUAUGCAUUAAUGAAGGAUAAAGAAAAUACUGAUAUAAUGCUAUGGGAGGAUUAUGAGAAACUGGUGCUGGAAAGGUUUGAUCAAACUUUUGAUGAUCCUAUGGCUGAAAUGAUGUCAUUAAGGCAAGCAGGUUCUGUAAUUGAUUACUUGGAACAGUUUGAGGCUAUAUUGACUAGAUUAAAGUUGUCUGAUGAACAUAAACUGAGUUGCUUUGUUAAUGGAUUGAAACAUGAGACCAAGAUGCAUGUUAGAAUGUUUAAUCCCACUUCUGUCCAAUAUGCCGCAAGAUUAGCCAAACUAUAUGAAAGCUCUAAGGAGUAUAAACCAAAACCUGCACAUGCACCUUUUGCUAACCUCAAACCUGCAUCCCUGUUGCCCACACCAAGUUCUAGGCCUUUUACAUCUAAAACAGUCACAAAUAACCACCAAGAGCAACCACAGAAGCUACCCACGCAAUCUGAAAUGACUGAAAGAAAGUCCAAAGGAUUGUGUAUGUAUUGUGGUGAUCCUUACACUCCUGGUCAUUAUGCAGAAAAACACAAGAAACCUCAGUUGUUUUAUAUUGAGGGAGAAGAAGAAUAUGGGAUAGAGGAAGAAGAUAUGCCAGAAGAACCAGGAGUAUGCAUUUCUAUGAAUGCUAUGGUGGGUUUACCUCAUUUUCAGACAAUGAGAGUGACAGGUUAUGUCAAUAAAAAGCCAUUGCACAUCCUGAUAGAUAGUGGCAGUACACAUAAUUUCAUUGAUGAAACUACUGCUAAGAAAAUGGGUUGUAAAAUGGAAGAGGUUAAGCCUAUGUGUGUAGCUGUGGCUGAUGGUAAUAAGAUGAUUGUAUACAGAAUGUGUAAAGGAUUUCAAUGGAAAAUCCAUGACACCACGUUUACAUCAGAUUACAUGGUGCUACCUUUGGGUUGUUGUGAUAUUGUUUUAGGUAUUCAAUGGUUAUCAACAUUGGGUCCAAUAACUUGGGAUUUUCAGAAGCUACUCAUGGAAUUCAAGAUAAAUGGAAAGAAGCAUAUGUUGAGGGGAUCAGAUAAUACCAACAAACUCAAGCUCACAUCAUCCCAGAAAUGUCAGGAAUUGAUAGCAGAAGGGGGCAGUCAAUUAGCCAUGAUACAACUGACAGAUCUUAUGGAUCAUGAAAGGGUACAUUUCUCAUACUAUUCUACUCUAUUAUCAGCCCAAGUAGAGAUUAUUGAUCAAAAUAAAGGCAUUACUGACUUGAUAGAAAAAUAUUCUAUCCUUUUUGAAGAACCAACUGAAUUACCUCCUUUUAGGGGAGAAUUUGAUCACAGGAUACCCCUUAAAAAUGGAUCUCAGCCUGUUAGUAAGAGACCAUAUAGGUAUCCAUCCCUGCAAAAAGGAAUAAUUGAGAAGUUGGUCAAGGAAAUGCUGGAAUUUGGAAUCAUACAAAACAGUAGCAGUCCAUAUGCAUCUCCAGUGGUUUUAGUGGGAAAAAAAGAUGGAUCUUGGCGCCUAUGUACUGAUUACAGAGAACUGAAUAAACAAACAAUAAAGGAUAAAUUUCCAAUUCCAUUAUUGGAUGACUUACUGGAUGAACUUGGAGGAGCUACUGUGUUCUCAAAAUUGGACUUAAGGAGUGGUUAUCAUCAACUAAGGAUGAACAAAGAAGAUGUCCACAAAACAGCUUUCAAAACUCAUGAAGGGCAUUAUGAGUUUGUUGUUAUGCCUUUUGGACUAUCUAAUGCCCCAUCUUCUUUUCAAGGCCUCAUGAACCACAUUUUUAAACCAUUUCUCAGGAAGUUUGUCCUUGUAUUCUUUGAUGAUAUACUCAUCUACAGUAGAAUAGUGAAGGACCAUAUUGUGCAUCUGGAACAGGUUUUUCAGAUUCUCAAGGAGAAUAAGCUAUUCCUUAAGAAAAGUAAAUGUGCUCUGGCAAUGACUAGGGUUGAAUACCUAGGUCAUUUUAUAUCUGCUGAAGGGGUAAGUACAGAUCCACAUAAAGUUGAAGCUGUGAAGAAUUGGCCUAUUCCUAAAAACCUAAAGCAACUGAGAGGUUUUCUAGGUCUUUCUGGCUAUUACAGGAGGUUUAUUAAAGGAUAUGGUCAGGUUGCAAAACCUUUAACAGAUCUUUUAAAAAAGGACAAAUAUUCUUGGAAUGAAAAAGCCACAGUAGCAUUUGAACAUUUGAAGAAGCUACUGUGUACUGCACCAGUGUUAGCUCUUCCAGAUUUUAACAAAACAUUUGUCAUUGAAACAGAUGCUUCUGGGUAUGGAAUGGGUGCAGUGCUUAUGCAGGAAGAACACCCUAUUGCAUUUAUCAGCAAAGCUCUUGGUCCUAAAAAUCAAGCAAAGUCAGCUUAUGAGAGAGAACUAAUGGCAGUGGUGUUUGCAAUUCAGAAAUGGAGUCCAUAUCUUCUCAACAAACAUUUUAUCAUCAAGACUGAUCAAAAAAGUCUCAAAUACUUAUUGGAACAAAGGAUUACUAAUCCUUGCCAACAAGAUUGGAUGGCAAAAUUAAUGGGAUAUGAUUUUGAAAUACAAUAUAAAAAAGGGCAAGACAAUAAAGUGGCUGAUGCACUUUCAAGAAAAGAGGGAAUGUCUGAUUCUCAGCUCUACCACAUAAUUUUGAAUCAGAUACAAUCUGAUAUGCUGCAGCAAAUCAAGCUUUCUCAGGAAAAAGAUAUGGCUUUACAAAAGAUAGUUGAAGAUUUAAAAGCUGAUUCGUCUUCUCAUAUGCAUUACAGUUGGAAAAAUGGUGAACUUAGAAGGAAAAAGAAGCUGGUUGUAGGGUCAGAAAUGGAGCUUAAGAAACAAUUACUACAAUGGGCUCAUGAUUCCUCAGUAGGAGGACAUUCUGGUAGGGAUACUACCAUUCAAAGACUGAAAUCCCUAUUUUAUUGGACAGGCAUGUUCAAGGAUGUUCAAAGAUAUAUUAGAGCUUGUGAUGUGUGUCAAAGGUGUAAAUAUGACCAGUCUAGCUACCCAGGCCUUUUGCAACCACUUCCUAUACCUACAAGGGUGUGGUCUGCUAUCUCCAUGGAUUUUGUUGAAGGUUUGCCUAAAUCUAAUGGUAAAGAAGUAAUCCUGGUUGUGGUAGAUAGACUAAGUAAAGCUGCACAUUUUUUGGCAUUAUCACAUCCAUUUUCUGCAAUUGAGGUGGCUCAAGUUUACAUGGAUAAUGUUUUUAAACUUCAUGGUCUACCAGAUUCAAUUGCGGCACUCCACAAGAGAAUUGGAUUCAGAAGAAGUUCAUUGCUGAUUCAACAUUUGUUUUCCAGGCUUCCUAUUAUGAGGAUUCAAGAUUUACAGCGUGAGAUGUUUGAUGUUGUGAAAAUCCACGGCCAUAUUGAAAUUGCAACAGUUCACGAUGCUCUGCACGCCCCUCCCCCUUUGAGUUUGGGAAAUUGGGAGACAAUAAGCUAUGAUGAAUUGAAAAAAGAAGACACCCCACUCUCACUCAUUCUCUGGCAUGGACGGAUUUACUACUGGGCUUCUGGGGUGAACAGACCCGACGCACCCUCCAACGCCGCCGCCGCCUCAUCAGCCUUCAACGCACCUGUCAUUGGUAAAUGCAUUGUGGGACUUCUGGGCUUCUGGGCGGCUUACUUAUCGCGCUGAUUUGUGUGGCCAAAAGCAUUUUGGGACUUGUGAAGGAAUUGAUGUAUUUGGUGCAUCAGCCAAACAAAUUGUGGCUGAUCUGAUGUGCUUGAUUGUCCAUUUGUCUCUAAUGUUUCCUGAUUUUAAAUUUUUUUUCUCAGACAUUCCUUCAUUCAAAGGCCUCAUCUUUAUGCUUGAUCACAAGUACGGUUAUUGUAAAUGUGUGAUAAAGAUUUCAUCUUCAGUGUAGCUUUCUGAGAUUUAAAAGCUUCCUGAGUGGGAGGUUUUAUUUGUUUAGGGAAAAGUGGGAUUCAAGAUGAGGGAAAGGUAGGGAUUUUAGCAUGUACUUCGUAAAAUGGUUUCUUGUUUGGGUAGAUUUGUGGUGGAGAAGAACAGUUUGAGGGUGACGUCCCCAGUCUCCAUAAGAUGUGUAUGAGUGUGCGAGUUAUAUUUCAUGUAUAAAAAAACUCCCUAU